UCUCUGCCCCCGGGCCCAGGAUCUCCCGCCCGCAGGGAGACGCUUGUCCGAAGAGCCGAGCGGCAGCGCACGGGAGCUUCUGUUUCCCUCCCCGGCAGCUGCGCCGGCUGACAUUCCUUUGCAUUUCUUAAGGGGGAAAACUCAACGAAGAAGGGCAGUAGAGAAGCGGGGGAAAGUUGAUUGACUUGCAGAGAGGUGAAGCUUUGCUGUGGCUCUCACUGCACUUUGCACUUGAGACCGUCAGUCCACGCGAAGCUGGAGAAUGGAGCCAGAGCCCCCGCCCGAGCUCACAGCAAUUCCCCUCGGGGAGAAUGGGAGUGUCCACCCGGUGCCCGACACAGCCCUGCUGUCCGCGGGGAGAGGCACGGCCGUGUUCAUCAUCCGCUGUGUGAUCCCUUCACUUUACCUGCUGAUCAUCACUGUCGGCUUGCUGGGCAACGUCACCCUCAUGAAGAUCUUCAUUUCCAACAGUGCCAUGAGAAGUGUGCCAAACAUCUUCAUCUCCAGCCUCGCCGCUGGUGAUCUGCUCCUGCUGGUGACCUGUGUGCCUGUGGAUGCCUCCCGGUAUUUCUCCGAAGAGUGGCUCUUUGGGGAAGUUGGCUGCAAGCUCAUCCCUGUCAUCCAGCUGACCUCCGUUGGUGUCUCUGUCUUCACCCUCACUGCCCUCAGUGCUGACAGGUACAAAGCAAUUGUAAAUCCCAUGGACAUCCAGACCUCCAGUGCAGUGCUGUGGACUUGUCUUAAAGCCACUGCCAUCUGGGUAAUCUCCACACUCCUAGCAGUUCCUGAAGCAGUGUUCUCUGAACUGGCUCACAUCAAUGACACAGAUAAUGCCACUUUCACAGCCUGCAUACCGUACCCCAUGACAGAUGACGUGCACCCAAAGAUCCAUUCUGUGCUGCUUUUCCUUGUGUAUUUCCUUUUCCCUCUUGUAAUUAUCAGUAUCUACUACUAUCAUAUUGCAAAGAGCUUAAUAAAAAGUGCUCACAACAUCCCCGGGGAACACAGUGAGCAUUCCAAAAGACAGAUGGAAACUCGGAAGCGUCUGGCAAAAAUUGUUUUAGUUUUUGUUGGCUUCUUUGCUAUCUGCUGGUUUCCUAACCACGUGCUCUACAUGUACAGAUCUUUUCAUUACAAUAAGAUUGAUCCAUCGAUGGGACAUAUGGUUGUUACCUUAGUGGCCCGAGUGCUAAGCUUCUGCAACUCUUGUGUCAACCCAUUUGCACUGUAUUUUCUCAGUGAGAGUUUUAGAAGACAUUUCAACAACCAGCUUCGCUGCAGGAAGAAAGCUCAGAAAGAGAGAUCUGCCAGCUACUUGUGCAACACUUCUGCCAUUCAAAUGACUUCCCUGAAAAGCAAUACCAGGAACACAGUAACUACCAUGACACAACUGAAUGGGCACCACUUGAAACAAGAAAUGUCAUUAUGAUAUAAUAAGUGUGAUUUUUGACUGUGAAACAAAUCUGAACUUUUCCUUUGCAGCUUGUAACUCACUUUUGGCUCUCAUUCUUAGACAGUCCUCAGAAGAGAGGAUCUGUUAAAUUCUGGCCAAUCUGAGGUUACUUCACACUGUCUGACUCUUAGAUAGAAGUGAAGAGUGUGUUUUACUGAGAAAACAAAACUGGCAUCAUAUUGUACUUUAAAGGAGAUGCUGAUACAUGUUUAACAUAAAGGAAAGCAGUGUAUCUGAUAAAACAUUGCUUUAAAAAAAUAUAGAUUUUCUGAUCUGAAAAUAUGUAUUUUUAACUGAAUGUUGAUCCAGGCUUAUGUUUUGCUUUAAUAGAUUGUGCAUGAUUUUAGCUCUGUGGUGUGUGCUGAUUAAGACUGUUAGGCAUUUUGGAUUCAAUUAAGCUUUUAUUUUUAAUUUAUUUUUUCUUUAAUCAGCUCUCAUGUCAGCACAGGUAGUCUGACUGAAGCUUAUUGCUGCUACUUAUACAAGACUGCUCAUAUAAAAGUUUGAAGGGAGGGGUGUCAGAGCUCUAUCCCCCCUCACACAAUGGCAUAGAAUCAGACAAAUAAUCAUUCCCAAGCCAGGUGAGAGGUUAGCUUUCGUGUCUGUGCUCCAGAGAGAAGAUGCUCACAGUGUCUUUCUUAGAAGGAGUAGUAAUAGCAGACAAAGGCACCUUGUGCAAUAUUGGAGGUUAAUUUUUCACAAACGGGACAGGACCCCUGGGUGAGGCGUCACGAGCUUUUAUUUUGGACACCAGUCUCAGUUACAGUCACAGGAGAUGGCACAAGCUCACUUCUGCACGAGCAGCCAGAGAUCUCUAUUACAGAACAUUUUAAAAGUUUUUCAGCCAAUAGCAUAUUGCUAAAGCUUACAGACAAUUGUUCUAUCCAAUCACUAAAAGCACACAUACACCUUCUUCAAACAAUGCUUGCUUGUUUAUUUUCUAUUAACAAUAGAAUACACAAUAACAAUACACAAUACUCCAUUAUUAAGCUUAAAACCUUCUACUAUCUUGGUAAGCAUAUUUUUCUGCAGCCUUAAGGUCUAUCUUAGCCAAGCUUAAAAACUCAACUAUUGUUUCAUGUCCUUGCAUAUUGUAUUAUUUUUUCUUCUUUACUUUCAGGCUUUGCAGCUGCAGCUAGCUCUAAGUUCUCUGCUUUUUCUUUUCUGAGGCCAGUUUUCACAGCUUAUGAAAGUCUUCUUACUUUUACUGUUUCCCACAGU
Parus major (Great Tit) is the source of this 2674-nucleotide messenger RNA. RefSeq names its product neuromedin B receptor (gene NMBR). Gene Ontology annotation, cellular component: membrane. The transcript has 3 exons. NCBI's taxonomy places the organism in Eukaryota, Metazoa, Chordata, Aves, Passeriformes, Paridae. The coding region runs from base 263 to 1429 and encodes 388 amino acids. The record is from RefSeq and is a predicted model, not a curated record. Gene Ontology annotation, molecular function: bombesin receptor activity. Gene Ontology annotation, biological process: bombesin receptor signaling pathway.